Owenia fusiformis is the source of this 3827-nucleotide messenger RNA. The record is from the annotation of a GenBank genome assembly. NCBI's taxonomy places the organism in Eukaryota, Metazoa, Annelida, Polychaeta, Sabellida, Oweniidae.
GUCAGAGACUGUCGCAAUGUCCGCCAACGACAUCGUACCCGAUGUUGGCAAUUCAGCGGGAAAAGAUGAGAAACAAGACAACCAGGAGGGGAACUCUGGAGAUGUCCACACAUGUGGGAAAUGUCAAGAGACGUUCAACUCACUGUAUUCAUUCAUACAACACAAGAUGGAAGAAGACCAAGAGUCAAAGCUUGUAUAUGAUCGAGUUAAGAGAAAAAACACCAAGAUCCUUGUGCCAAGACUUGUGAAAGCCGAACCCCUGACACCAUCAGGAAAGAGAAGAGGUAGACCACCCAGGAGUGGCAUAUCAAAAACUGGAGCAACACCAUUGGCAACAGAAAAUAUAAUCACAGAGAAGAUGUCUUAUGGCUGCAAACAUUGCUCACGUUGUUUCACACGUAAUGCAGCUCUUCAAAGGCACAUUGAGUACGAUCAUAAUUCACAAGUAUUCUCCGAUGAUGAUCAGGACACAGAAUCUGUCAAAGUAGAAGAUAACGAUGACAGAAAUGCUGAUGAUCCCACAUAUGAAGCUCCUACUGAUCCUCAAGAAAUACCUCAAAAUAUGCAUCUCGUAAAUAUUCCCCACCUCACUGAACAAGUCUUUACUCAAGAAAUCUCACACACUCAGCCUGUUGUAACAUACUAUACUCAAACUGUGCCUACUCAACAAGAACCUGGUGAUGGUAGCCAAUCAAUUAACACUACUCAAUCAACUGAAAUCAUUGUUGGAAUGUCGCAUGAAACAGUUCAGCCCGAAGAUCCAGAAAUACUUACUGGAAAUAGAAGAGUUAAUAUUGUGAUGUCUUCUGUUCCUGGGAAUGAAAGGGUUAAUGCAGAUGGGGAACUAGACAGACCAUAUAAAUGCCUAAUGUGUCCAAAGGCAUUCAAAGAGGCACUGAUAUUGAAGACCCAUUUACUGACCCACAGUGAUCAGCGAGAGUUUAAGUGUGACUUUGGAGACUGUAACUAUGCAUUCAAGACCAAGGGAUCUCUCAAGAGGCACAUGCGCAGACACACUGGAGACAGACCAUUUAAGUGUAAGUUAUGUCAAAGGGCAUUUGGAGAAUCAGGGGCAUUAAGAAGACAUCUAAAGUCAAGAAAGCCAUGUACUCAAAAGAGUGACGCGGAGCUUCCGCGAUAUGGAAAGAAAUUAGAACUUAGCUCCAAUCCUGCUUGCUCAACACAAAGAUCCGACAAGGAAACAACCACGCCUCCCAGUCCUAUGCAUGUGACAGUCCUGGUGCAUCCAAACACAAUGCCCGAUUCAACUAUUCAAAACCCUAUUGAUGGGACCCAAACCCCUGAGAAUGGAAUACAAAGCCCCAACAGUGAAGUACAAAGCCCUAUUGGUGGAGUUGACAACCCUAUGGGUGGAGUUGAGGUUCAACCACAACAAGGACAAGUAUUGCAAGAAAACCAGAUCGUCAUUAGUGAUAAAACUGCUGAGGAGACUGAUACAUCUACAGUAGACCUCAGUCAGAUAACUCAGCAGCUUGAGGAACAACUAGAAAACCAGUCCAACGUGAUUGUCUCCAACCAAUGCAAGGUAUGCAAGAUUGCAUUAGGAAACCGUGAAGAGUUGAAACAGCAUUUAACCACCCAUCUGGCAAAUAUGAAUUUUCGCUGUGGAUUGUGUGUGUUUGCCUCAAGUGAAAAACAAGCCUUGAUGGAGCAUAUAGAACUUGUACAUAAUAAAGUUAGACACCGGAGUUUGCUGCACGAUAAAUCAGCCAAGGUCAAGGUUGUUUCCUCGGAGAGUACAACAGAAGCCAAAACUCAGAUAAUAUCAAUAGACUAUGCCAGGAGUAAUGACAGUACAACUUCACCUCACGAAGAUCCAAUAAGUUCAAAAGAUGAUAACAAUAAAAACAAAACUGCUCAGGAUGAAGAUGAUUCAAUUGAAGCAUCGUCAAAAUCAAAUUCCCAAAUUGAUGAGGUGAAACCAGACAAAAAGGACGAGGAACUAAAUAAAACCAGUCCUAUGCACACGGAUGAGGCAGAUGAUCCUAAACAGAACAAUAAUGAGGAUGCUGACAUCCCUAAGGAAGGUGAAGACCAUAAGGAUAAAGAAGUUGAGGUUCCUAUGGAUGCUGAUGCUAACGAGAAUGGAGCUAUGUUAGAGAUUGGACAAGAGGAGGUUGUCGCAGAGGACAUUACGGCACAACAGACUCCCCAUCCACCUGUAGACUCAGAAGAGCAAGCAAAAAAUGCAGCUAUUGCCGUCCAACAGCUCCUUGAUCUGAGAGACCAACAUACAUAUAGUAACCAGUCGCAGGGGGUGCCUCUGCCACAAGCUGAACAAUCCCCCCAUGUGAUAAAGGGCAGCUCCAAGGGCAUAUCCAAAUGCCCGAUAUGUGCCAGGGCAUUCAGAGGUCAGAGCUAUAUGAAACUUCAUAUGCGGAGUCAUACAGGAGUCAGGCCACAUAAGUGUCCUCAUUGCUUGAAAUCAUUCACAACCAGGGAUACCCUCAACAAACACAUGGUCGUACAUUCUGAUGAGCGUAACUUUAAGUGCGGAGAAUGUGGCAAGACAUUCAAGCGUAUCUCCCAUGUGAGGUCACAUCUUGCCAUCCACAAUGAUCAUAGGCCAUAUAUGUGUAUUAUAUGCGAGAAAAGAUUCAAAACUAAUAAUGCAUGUAAGGUUCACAUCCGGACACACAGUGAUGAGUUACAUUAUACAUGCACCUAUUGCCACAAACAGUUCAGAGAAAAGGGUUCUCUUCAAAGACAUGAACGUACUCAUACUGGGGAGAGGCCUUACGAAUGUAGGAACUGUGGGCGAUCGUUUGCUGAGCAUGGGACCUUAAGAAGACACCUUAAGGCUAAAGUGCCAUGCAGGAUGCAGGGGAAAGUGAUGUUCCGUGUACCAGUACUAAACCAAGCAACAUCUGAGGAGGGAGGCAGUACAGUGGUGGAACAGCCUGUACUCGUACAAGAAGGGCGGGAGGACCAGCCAAGCCUGUUGGCAGAAUUUUCCUCUGUUGUAGCAGAUAUUCCACAUUUUGUAGUCGAUGAUGUUCCUCAAGCGGAGAGUUCCGAUGUCGUGAUAUCUUCACAAGAUAGUGAAGGACCGAAUACUGAUAGCUCACUAGAGGCCACCACAGAGCCCGCAGGCACGUCAUACAUCGUUGUUAACCAGACUGGUGACCAAAUUACCCUCCUUGACCAAGCUACGGGACAGACUCUUACGAUGAAUGCUUCAACCAUACAGAUUCCUCUAGAGGAUACAGUUGCUAUAGAAACCCCAGAAUCGCAGCAAGAGAGUACAAUUGGUGAAGAGGUCAUCUCUAUUGAUGAGACUAAAAUGGAGAACAAUGGAGUAGAGUAUAGCUUUGUUGAGGUGGAAGAGGAGAAUGCUCCCAUUGAGAUGCAGCAUCAGGAUAAUCCUCCUAUAAGUGAUGCCCAGGUUGUUAUGGUAACACAGGCAGAGAACCCUCCUGACAACAACACUCAUGUUGUCAUGGUAACACAGGCUGACACUCUUAAUCAAUCAGGAGAGCCAGAAUUAGGUCAAAACAAUCAGGUAGUUGUAGUAUCAAAAGAUGUAAUGGAAUCAAUAUCGCAAGUUGCUAUGGAACCAGAGUCAGUAGAGGUUGCCAUGGAAAUGGAAACAUUUGAAGAAACAGUUGUGAUCGAAGAUGUGCCCAAAUAAUUGAAUCGAAAAAUAUUGGUAAUACAUGUAUUUAGAAAUUUUGUUAUUUGAAAUUAGUGAUAUAUAUAUAACAGUGAUAUAUAUAUAGUUUGAUAUACAGUUUUUAAUUGCUUGAAUUAUACAUUAUUUGUGAAUAGUUGCAUAAAAUAUCAAAUAAACCUUUCUUGAAAAUAAG